AUUCCAAUUAGUCCUUCCGAAAAUCCAAGUCGACAGAAAAACCCAUAAAAAAAAACUCAAUACCAACGACCACAACAGUGAGCGGGAGUCUCCGUCUCUCAACUGAAAAAUGGACGACGGCGGCGUCUCGAAAGCAGUGGCGGUGGUGGCUUGCGCUGCCAUGGCGCUAUUCUACGUAGCCGUUCUCUACGCCCCGACUGUAAUCCUCCGUCUUCCUCCUCCUCCUUCCUUCAAGAACUUCAUGAUCCGACGGUUCGUAUGCGCCGCCAUUUCAUCCGUCGUCUCCGUCAUCGUCUCCGCCCUCCUCCUCCAUAUGAAAAGCAGGGACGUAUCAUCUCUGUUAAGUGUAUACGGAAUCCGAACAGACCAUAUUUGGCAAGCUGUGGUCUUUCCUCUGUUGUUGACUGCUCUCGUGUACGCUGGAUCCUUGGUCCUUAAGGCGCUAAUGCUAGUGAGUUCAUUGACGGAAGAUAUGAAUUAUGGUGGAGGCUUUUCGUUCGAAUAUAUCAAGAAUGUCUCACAAGAGGCUGUUGCCUGUACUCGUACAAUGGCUUCCAAUGUUUUGGUUUGGCGUAAUUAUAUUGUGGCUCCUAUUACCGAAGAGUUGGUGUUCAGAGCAUGUAUGAUCCCAUUACUUCUCUGCGGAGGAUUCCAAAAAUCCAGAGUCAUCUUUCUCUGCCCCAUUUUCUUCAGUUUGGCACAUUUAAACCAUCUAAUGGAGGUCUACAGCAAGCAAAACCAUAACUUGAUCAAAGCCUUCAUGGUUAUAGGUCUCCAGUUAGGCUAUACGGUCGUCUUUGGCUCAUAUGCAUCUUUUCUCUUCAUUCAAACUGGAAAUUUUCUUGCUCCUUUAGUUGCUCACGCAUUUUGCAACUUUAUGGGAUUGCCUGUGCUAGUUUCACGAGGGAAAGGGUUAAUAGCCGUUGCAUCUGUAGCAGGAAUUGUGGGUUUCCUGUGGUUACUUUUUCCAAUGACGUACCCAGAUUUGUAUAACGACAGAACAGAUAAUUGCAGAUGCUGGCAAGGAUAUUGUUCCGGAAACUAAGCUUGUGAAAUCUUCGGAAUAAAUAGGUUUGGUCGAUUCUAAUUCCUUUUGUAGCAUUAUUUGGCAUCAACUGCUCGUAUGAGUUGUGCAAACACCAGUCGCUUUUGGGUGUUGAUGCUAUCACGGCCAUCGCUGAGUGUGGGAUCCACAGUUGGGUCCUUUAAACAUCAAUGGCUGUGCUAGUCAUCCGUUCGCGACUGACGCUAGCAUAUUCGAUGCAAAAUAUUAUCCUUGAAUAGAUUUUUUUUUUGAACAAAUCCUUGAAUAGAUCUUUAAGUAAUCAGUAAUCUCUAGAAAACCUGUUCAACUUGUUUGGUUGAAAUUUGGCUCUGGGUCGACUUAUAGGUUCAACAAGUUGGGUUGGACUGGUCCAUCAACUAAAUGUAUGCCCACAAUCAUCUCUACGGUCCAAGAUUUGGUUCACCAACCCGAAUUUAUGAAAAAAAAAAAAUAUCCUAAAUCCAUUACUCUAAAUUGUAAUUCCCAUGCAAACGUGGUUGUCACCACAUUGGCUAUAAAAUGUGCCCCUUCCUAUA
Pyrus x bretschneideri (Chinese white pear) is the source of this 1581-nucleotide messenger RNA. RefSeq names its product CAAX prenyl protease 2-like. The record is from RefSeq and is a predicted model, not a curated record. Gene Ontology annotation, biological process: CAAX-box protein processing. Bases 110 to 1045 code for a protein of 311 amino acids. The transcript has 8 exons. Gene Ontology annotation, cellular component: endoplasmic reticulum membrane. Lineage: Eukaryota; Viridiplantae; Streptophyta; Magnoliopsida; Rosales; Rosaceae. Gene Ontology annotation, molecular function: metalloendopeptidase activity.